CCGCCAUUUCUCACACGAAGAGGAAAAGAAAAAGAGGAGAAAAACAAAACCCCUCAAUCGCUCUCAUCACAUUCAUUCACGGCGUUCGUCAAAGCGGUCGGCGUUCUAGCUGCGGAAACUUCAGAAACCGUCCUCUCGCGUUUCACAAGCCCUCGAAUCCGUUCUAUUUCGGCUGUUUUGCAUAUUUUCUGAUUCUUAAUAAUUCGGAGAAGCAGAUUUUCGCGACUGAAAUACUCCAAUUCGGUUCUACAUCUAUUAUUUAUAAUUCACCGCAGCAGAUUCAAACAGCGAUUACUGCCACUUCGAAUUUAUACUCCUUCUGUGUUAUUCUUCAUCUUCAUCGAUGAUGGUCGGACGCAAACUUUUCAAGACCAAGUUAUGCGUGCUUUAUCAGAAAGGCCGCUGUUCUCGCCCAAGUUGCUCGUUCGCUCACGGCAGCGCUGAACUCAGGCGAUUUGCUGGUGGUGGUGGUGCCUACAACGGUAGACGAGAAUAUAGAGGAAGUGAUUUAAGGCAUAAGCUUGACAACAGGCAUUCUCCCCUGCAGGAAAGGGAUUCCAGGGGGCGACAUGGACCUCGUGUGACCGUAAAAGAAGGAAAAAAGAACAUGGGGAUUCCCAUAAUGAUUAUUCUGGGAGUUUGAGGAUUUCAGAUAGAAGUGAUGAACGAGAUAGAGAAGGGAAAAUCACAUCAUCUACUUCUAGAGACAUUCUUGAGGGGCAGUUAAACAAGAUGCAGGCAGAUAUUGAGAUGGCUGAGCACCACAAACACCAAGCUGAGGUCUACCUGGAAGAGAAGAUCCAAGAAGUGGACAGUUUGACUUCUAGAAUUCAGGAACUGGAAUCUCAAUUAUACAAAGAAAGGGAGGAGUGCAAAAGGAUCAAAUCAAAAAUUAAGAAGUUUGUCAAAGCACAUAAUCGUUACACGAGGAUACAAGAUGAACUGAAGCGAUCAGAAGCCCGAUUUCAACAUCUGGGAGAUCAGCUGGCCUCAGAUGUUAGUAAAAUUGGUGCCAAUGAAGAAGACUCAAGUAUCAAUAUUGUGAGCGAUGGAGAGGACCCUGGUUAUCAUGCAGCCAGCCCUUUUCGCGACCUGCAAAAAGAUGCUUCUUCAAGCAAGAAGAAAAUGCAUGUUAUUCAAGAUAUUGCCGAAAACUCAAAGCAAGCCGAUUUAAUCAAAGGAAGUAAGGAGGCAGUGAGCAGAUUUAAAAGGUUCUCUCGGUGGAAUGCGCAUCCUGCUCAAUCGUUAUAUAGCAAAAUUGAGACGGUUGGCAACAAAAUCAAUGAUUUGAUACCUACAGCAAACGAAAGCAAGCAGAAGAGGGGAAAAACAUCUAGCAGCGUUCUUACUGCAGAUAAGAUUAGGGGUCUAGAGUCAGGUGUUGUAGUGCCGUUAACCAGCAUGGCUGCUCAUGCAGUUGAUGAAGAUGUUGAUAUCGAAUUGGAAGUUAAUAAUGAAGUGAAUGAAACAAGGGGAAAUUCUAAGGAAGUUGCAUCAGGCAGCCUGCCGUUCCUGCCCCCUCCACCUCCUCCAAUCCGUGAAAACAACCAUUCAAGGUAUGAGGGUGAAGAUCAAAACGUAGAUGUGGAGGUGCUCGAUGAGGAAAGGUCACAUUUGGACGAUGCUUAACGUCGAAUUCUGCUGUAGAGGUUAAAUGGAUUCUUGGUACAGCAAGAGAAAGGUAUUUGUUUUCAAAGAGUUGGUUUGAAUGGGGUUAAAUGGAUUCUUGUUGAACAACACCUUGUAUUUCCAGUUUUGUUGUCAGCAGAUAUUGGCAACCUCCCAUUUCUAGUUGACCUUGGCAGAUUUGAUUUUGCUAUUUUGGAAGAAAUUCUCUAUGGAUUAGCACAAGCAUUCGGUCCGCAAAAUAUAUAUUUUGAUUCCUGAAA
Messenger RNA from Momordica charantia (bitter melon), 1889 nucleotides. The record is from RefSeq and is a predicted model, not a curated record. NCBI's taxonomy places the organism in Eukaryota, Viridiplantae, Streptophyta, Magnoliopsida, Cucurbitales, Cucurbitaceae.